This is a messenger RNA of Arvicola amphibius (Eurasian water vole), 3135 nucleotides long. RefSeq names its product interferon-inducible protein AIM2-like. NCBI's taxonomy places the organism in Eukaryota, Metazoa, Chordata, Mammalia, Rodentia, Cricetidae. Gene Ontology annotation, biological process: activation of innate immune response; cellular response to interferon-beta. Gene Ontology annotation, molecular function: double-stranded DNA binding. The record is from RefSeq and is a predicted model, not a curated record. The transcript is spliced from 6 exons. The coding region runs from base 139 to 1260 and encodes 373 amino acids. Gene Ontology annotation, cellular component: AIM2 inflammasome complex.
UGAAGGUUAGUCAUGCCUUCUCUGUGGGCUGCUAUGUCUUCCCUGUGGUGAUGAAAUCCACCCUCCUGGAACUAUUUGCUUGGCGGGCGGUGAUCCUGUGGCUGAGGUUUUGCUUCGGGCUGAUCUUGCACCUGCGAGAUGGAGCAUGAAUACAGGGAGAUGCUCUUGUUGACCGGCCUGGAGGAAAUCACCGAGAAUGAACUGCAACGGUUCAGGUUCUUGGUCAUGGAUGAGUUUAAGAUCUCUAGGAGCCAACUGGGUGAGACCACAAACAGAACCGAGUUAGCAGACCUGCUGAUUCAGAGCGCAGGCCCAGCGUCGGCAGUGACAAAGACCAUACAUCUUUUCCGGAAGUUGAACUACAUGCACGCUGCAAAAUGUCUUCAGGAGCAAAAGAAAAAAGUUGAGAGUCGAUCCAUGACAAAUAGAAAGAAGAAAGGAACACAGCAAGUAGAAAAAAGAAGUCAAGCUGAAAACUGUUCUGGUGCCUCUGCCCCCAGCAGAGGCGAAUCCUCCAAGACAAACUCUGCUCCAGAAGUCUGUCCUCAGGCUAAGCCUCAGAAGCAGCAGAUCGUGGCAGAGCAGGAAGCUAGCAGAGAAGGUUUACAGAAAGAUCCACUGGCGGUCUUGGUGUUGAAAACUACGAAUCCUUUCAAGUGUGAGACUGAGGAAGACAUAUUCCAUGCGACAGUGGCCACAGCGACUGCAUUUUUCUUCGUAAAAGUUUUAUAUGCGCCGUUUAAAGAUAAAUUUACCCCAAGGAGAACAAUUAACAUUUCAAACUAUCUUUGGCACAGUAACUUUUUGGAGGUGACCAGCUCCUCAAUUGUGGUUGAUGCUGACGCUGACCACAAAGUCUGUGUCCCAGAUAACAUUAGGCAAAAAGCUGGAAGAACUCCCACAAUUAAGAUGCUGAAGACCCAGCCUUGUGGAACAAUUGCGAAUGGGACGUUUAAAGUCCAGAAGGUGAAGCAGAAAAACGACAGAGUAGUGUAUGGCAUACAAGACAAAACCGGGGAGAUGGACGUGCUGGUGCUUGGAAACCGGGAGAAAAUCAAAUGCGAGAAAGGAGACAAGCUUAGACUCGUAUUUUUUGAGGUGUCAGAAGAUGGAGAGAAAACACAGUUGAAAUCAGGACCCUACAGCUUCUUUAAGGUUAUUAAGACCACAAAGCCACAAGCUGAGCAAAAAGAAAAAUGUACAUUGAAGUCAACUCAUCUAAACAACACUUCUUUGGAGGAUUCUAAUACUACUUCUUGAACCAGACUGAAAUGCCUGAGGAUAGAUGUUUACAAGCUCUUCAUCCUAUCCUAUUAAUUCAAAGAGGAUAAAUACAAUUCCUCUGUUAGCUGUAGAGCAAAACAAAACAAAAAUCUAGUAAAAAAAUCCAAUACCAGGCAUGAGAAACCCUCUUUUGAGUAGUUGAUUGUCUAGGAGACUCCCAAAACAUCAUGGGCUAUUGCUCUUGCCCUUAGUUGAUCCCCAGAAGUGAAGAUAAGUUCAUAUUGCUGAAGACACCAUGCACUUCAGACACAGGGUUCAGAGGUCCCUGAGCUGUAACUGACCUGAGAGUCUUCUCCCCAAGAAUUAUCUUUCACAAAACCAGAAGGUGCCAUACAAACUUCCCAAAGAGGGAGGCAACCAUCAGUAGCACCCAGUUAUGAUGCCUAAGAAUCAUAAAGAUGAGCAACAUGGCACAAUAACCCUAAGGGUGAAUUAGCAUGAUAAAUGUCUUAGUAGUAACCCACAGUUCUUUAAUUGGACUUAAGACCCACUCAACAAGAAAGAAAUCAUUCCUGGUAUUAGAAACCUAACCAACUACUCUGGAUUAGUGAAGUCAUGAAUUGUAGAGGAAACAUAUUAGUUAAGAACCACUUCACUAAACAGCAUUAGCCCUAACUACACUCUAAGUAUCUGUCCUUAUACACUUAGAUAAGUGUAGUCCUCAUCCCUCAUGAACAAAAUUUCUUCUUGCAAUGGAUGGAGGCCAUUACAAAAAAAAAAAUCACAGCCAUCAAAAUGUAGAGUUGUGACUACCAGUCCCAGUGGAUAGAUCUACAAUAGAACUCUAGCACUUAAGGUUCAGGGAAUAUCAUGGAAGAGGGGAUGGAAAGGUUGCUGGUGGUGGUCAUGUCAGAGGAGCAGCAGUUGGCAACUGAGCUUCAGGAGUUCAGUUCACCACAAUGCAAGGCACUGGUGAGUGAAUUUUGGAUACGCAAGGCUCCAAAGGUUUCGGGUCCAUAAUGUCUCUUGACAGUGCUGUGUUGCCAAUUUUCUUUGUUAUCUGUCAUGGUGAAAAUGGGCAUGGGGGCGGAUCCCCACUGCCUUUAAUAUAGUGUCAUUAUUUUAUGGAAACAAUCCACCAUACUGGACAUUUUAACCUGUGGAUUUUUAUCUAGAUGUUUUUUCUUUAGCUUCAUUUAAGAAAUGAAGUAAUUAACUGAAGUAAUUGUUUUACACAAUUAUAGUGUUAGUUUAAAUAGAAUUUUGAUGAUUAAGGGUUUCUAACAAAUAUAGUAAUGGAUUAUAUAGCUAUAUAGAUUGUAUAGAUAGAGGUUAGUUUAGUGGGAAAAUUAGUAAAGGUAAAAGUAGGAUAUAGUGUUGGCCCCAGGGGCAGCAGAGGAUAGAAAAUAGGAGUGAGCAAGUGUCACACAGCUAGGAUGUAGCAGUUUCUCUUGACGAGUCAUAGAGACUGUGAUUUAGGUUAAAGGUUAAGGAGAAAAAAAUGAGUCCCAGGAAUUAAGCUAGCUCAACGGUUUUUAAUCUUGAUGCUGGGAAAUAUAUACAUGGGUUCAGUGUGCAUCACAGCUAAAACAAGCCUUAAAUAAUAACUUCAUGUAACUAAAAAACAGAGAGUUGCAUGGUCCAUUAAGAUCAUUGUACAAGACUCUAAAAUAGGAAUAAUGAAAGAAAUAGCCUGUUUUUCUGGCAAUAAUAAAAAGUACUGCAUAUGUAAAAGUCUAAAAGACAAAUAUGUAACUAAGUGUGAGUUUUUCAGAAAAUUCAUAAAGAUAUGGUUAAGAAAUAUAAUGGAGUUGAGCUAUUCCAGAAAAAUAUUUUUUUAUGCUGAUUAUUUAGUAACUGUAUAAUAACUUUUGGUUAUAGGAAACUUCCUUCUCUUUGUAAUUGACUUGG